GAAGGGUGCUAGGUUUAAAAUUGUCUAGGCUUUUAAAUUUGUUUUCGGUCUCCAAGACUUUCGUGACAAUGGGAAUUGACAAUUAUGACACUCCACAUAAAGCUUAUAAAUUUAUACCGAGGAACAGCCUUCUUUCUCCCGGCUCUCAGAACCGACGCCUCUUAUUCUGAAAAUUAAUUAUUUUUUCACGGUUGCAGCGGGAGGAAGCUUCAGAUCCCGUCGACCAUGGCUUCCGUCGAAGCAGAUGGGAGUAAGACCACCAGUAGGACUUCGUGCCAUGUGGUAGCGAUGCCGUAUCCAGGAAGAGGCCAUAUCAACCCCAUGAUGAACCUCUGCAAGCUUCUAGCUUCGAGAAGCAGUGGCAGUGAUGAUGAGGGUGAUAUUGUAAUCACCUUCGUGGUGACGGAAGAGUGGCUGGGCUUCAUAGGCUCCGAUCCCAUGCCUGCUAAUUUACGGCUACGCUCUAUCCCUAACGUCAUACCGUCGGAGAAAGGCCGCGCCAACAACUUUGCUGGCUUCGUGGAAGCCGUAAUGACGAAGGUAGAAGGUCCAUUCGAGGAGCUUCUGGACCAGCUCGAAACACCACCGACAGCUAUGAUUACCGAUAAUUACUUGACGUGGGCCGUAGCGGUGGGGAAUCGAAGGAAUAUUCCGGUUGCAUCGCUUUGUACCAAUUCGCCGUCCGUCUUCUCGGUGAUCUACCAUCUCGAUCUCCUUGUCCAAAACGGACAUUUCCCUGUCGACCUAUCAGUACCAGAGAAGGGAGGUGAAUGCAUCAGUUAUAUCCCGGGGAUCCCUUCCAUUUGCUUAGCGGACUUGCCAAGAGGCUUCAAUAAUCCCACUAAUCAAGAGCUGGAACCAGUCAAGAAAAUCUCCUCCUCGAUCGUGAAAGCAGAGUGCCUUCUACUCAAUUCCUUCUACGAGCUCGACACCCAAGCCAUAGACGCUUUAAGGGCAAUACUCCCCUUCCCAGUAUACCCAAUUGGCCCCUCCAUACCUCACAUGACACUCAAAGACGCCACCACUGACUCUGACGAUGACUACAUCAAAUGGCUAGACUCUCAAUCUCUAGGAUCUGUCUUGUACGUUUCACUCGGUAGCUUUCUAUCAGUUUCAAGUGCUCAGAUGGAUGAGAUAGCAGCUGGGUUACAUGACAGUGGUGUUCCAUACCUGUGGGUUGCGCGGCAGGAUAAUUCAGACUUGCAAAAAGCUUGUGGUGAUAAGGGCCUGGUGAUACCUUGGUGUAACCAAUUAAGGGUCCUCUGCCAUUCUUCCUUGGGAGGCUUUUGGACUCACUGUGGAUGGAAUUCAACACUAGAAGCUGUGUUUGCAGGUGUGCCCAUACUUACUUUUCCCAUCGUUUGGGAUCAAAUCCCCAAUAGUAAAUUAAUUGCAGAUGACUUGAGAAUUGGAUGGAGAAUGAAGAAAGAGGUGGGCAGAGACAAGAUUGUGAAAAGAGAGGAGAUUGCCAGGACAGUGCAGUCCUUUAUGUACUCCAAUGAAGAAGAAAGUAAAGAGAUGAGAAGAAGAGCCAGAGAACUCCAAGAUGCUUGCCGAAAAGCCAUUGAGAAAGGUGGAUCGUCUGAAACAAACCUGGACGCUUUUGUUCGGGAUAUUCUACAGCAUCACCCCUAAUGUUACACCAUCGAGGUGGAAUGGAUCUCAACAAGAAUCCAUCUGCAACCAGUAUAGAUGUUCUUCAAUUUAAAAUUGUACUUUUGAGGUUGUCAAUCUGGAAUCCAUGGAGUCUUAUCCAGAGAUGCGUCAGUGUAGUAGAUCAACAGACUCCUUAGACAAACAAAAAUUAGCCUGAUCA
Molecule: messenger RNA, 1816 nt
Organism: Macadamia integrifolia
Lineage: Eukaryota; Viridiplantae; Streptophyta; Magnoliopsida; Proteales; Proteaceae
Product: UDP-glycosyltransferase 87A1-like
Exons: 2
Coding region: 226-1635 (469 amino acids)
Molecular function (GO): UDP-glycosyltransferase activity
Source: RefSeq, a predicted model, not a curated record